AUGAGUGCUGUUUAUACACCAGCACUUGUACAGACAAAAUCGGUGGCAUCUGUGCCGCAUACGCCGGUGCCGAUUCAAGUGCAUUUGUAUGAACGGGUCAAUGCCAUCUGGCAGCGUGGUCGUCUCGACCACGUCAUGGUCGUGGGCGAGGUCCGCGUCUCUGCAGGCCCCUUGUCCUCUUCUCUCACGUCUUUCACGUCUUCGACGUCGAAACCUGAGCCUGUGCGUAUUCUGCUGCGUCUCUUGCAUAUAGAGGCCAUGGCACAGACACGCCUCGGCUCCCUCUGUACGCGGACCAAGGAACCGGAUCUCUUUGAGCUCCAGUUGUUGGAGUCAGCGGAAAUUCGUGCACUGGACUACCAAGUCCAUGUGCCUGAAAGUGAAUACGAUCGGUACCUGCCCCUCCUACUCCAGGUCCAGUGGCGCUGUGAGCCGACGCAGAGCUCUGCGCUGCUCAUGCACCGAACGAAUCCUGCGAUGCCAUGCGGCGACAGACUGGAAGAUGUCUCGUUCCAGCUCACGCUCCCAGCCGACACACAGGUGACUGGCGGCGUUCGCAGCGAGCCUGUUGGUGAGUGGGGACCCCCGACCCCGGACCCUUUCCUUGGCGUUCCACCGCGAUCGAUGGCCCGGGGGGCCCGUCCGCUUUCCCCUUUGCUCGCAAGGUACGCCUCAGCCCGAUCUCAGUGA
This is a messenger RNA of Malassezia globosa CBS 7966, 690 nucleotides long. RefSeq lists its product as uncharacterized. The record is from RefSeq and is a predicted model, not a curated record. The transcript has a single exon. Lineage: Eukaryota; Fungi; Basidiomycota; Malasseziomycetes; Malasseziales; Malasseziaceae. The coding region runs from base 1 to 690 and encodes 229 amino acids.